UCGUCAACUAAUGCAAACUCUUGCGAGUUAGUGGUCACUGUGUGUUGGUGAGAGAAGAAGAAGCUGGGAAGUGGGAACUCUACUGUUUUUUAUUUCGCCGUGAGUGGGGAAAAUAAAAGAGAUUCGUGAAGUGAGGAAGAGGAAGAGGAAGAAAGAAGAUGGAGUGCGUAUUUGGCUUGGUGGGUAACGGGUUCGCGAUCGUGGUGGCGGACACGUCGGCGGUUCACAGCAUCCUUGUACACAAGUCCAACGAAGACAAGAUCAUGGUCCUCGACUCCCACAAACUCAUCGCCGCCAGCGGUGAGCCGGGUGACAGGGUUCAGUUCACCGAGUACAUACAGAAGAACGUGGCUCUCUACCAGUUCCGUAAUGGGAUCCAACCCCUACUUUGUGAACGUUCUUCUUGCUGGUUAUGACAAGGAGACAGGCCCUUCACUUUACUACAUUGACUACAUUGCGACAAUGCACAAGGUUGACAAGGGAGCUUUUGGUUAUGGCUCGUACUUUUCGUUGUCAAUGAUGGACAGACACUACCACAGUGGAAUGUCAGUGGAAGAAGCAAUUGAUCUGGUAGAUAAAUGCAUUAUGGAAAUCAGGUCGAGGUUGGUUGUGGCACCACCAAACUUUGUUAUCAAAAUUGUUGACAAGGAUGGAGCUAGACAGUAUGCAUGGCGUGAAUCAGUGAAGGAUGCUCCAGUUCCCUCAGCUUGAGUUACUAUUAUUUCGUUCUCUUGUUGGACCUAAUUCCCAUUUACUCUAGUUUAUUUUCUCUAUACUCUUCUUCUUGUCAUUUUAUCUGAACCUGAAUGUUCAUUUAGAUAAAUUUCAAACUCUUGGCCUCUGAAUUCUUAAAGGGGAACAAAUUGUCUUUUGAAUUACAGCUUGUGCCUUUUGCCCCGUUAAAUUGAAUUUAGAUUGAUAUAUA
Molecule: messenger RNA, 925 nt
Organism: Arachis ipaensis
Lineage: Eukaryota; Viridiplantae; Streptophyta; Magnoliopsida; Fabales; Fabaceae
Source: RefSeq, a predicted model, not a curated record